AUAGGUGUGAGGUGUUCAAUAAAUCACCACCGACUGACUCUCGUAUGGCGGCGCCUGCGAACACUUUGGACCUUUCCAUCGUUUCUUAUAUAUAAGAAACAACUCACGGGGUUGUGGGAUCGAAAGGGUGUUUCUGCAUGCACAAAAGCUAAUCCAAGUGUCUCUGAUUUUGUUUAUUUAAGGUGGCGAAUCCAAGAGAGAAAAACGAGGUUGACAAGAACGAGGGAGGGAUGAUGAACACGCAUGCAUUGUCAAGGCUGUUUCCGGGUUUGAAUAGGGAGAGAGAGAUGUCUGCUAUGGUCUCAGCUUUAACCCACGUUGUCACCGGAGAGGUUCCAACAUCCACUGAUUCUGCGUUUCUCCAUGAUAAUCAUGCUGUUACACCACACGUGCCUUCUUCUGCUUCUAUAACACCCUCUUUAUCUUCUUCAUCUAACUAUGUUCUUGGAACCUCUUCUCACAAGAGAGCAAGGGAACAAGACGCACCGUGCUUCUCGCAAACCUCUUCUAUGCCUAGAAGUGGAGAAUUUUCAAACAAUUCGAGAAGCAGAAUAACAAGGGAAAUGGGAAAUGCUGUGUACGAAUACAAGACGACGGAGAACGUUAGAGGGGAUGAGGAGAGGAGAAAAUACAGAGGAGUGAGGCAGAGGCCGUGGGGGAAAUGGGCGGCGGAGAUAAGAGAUCCGUUCAAGGCGGCGAGGGUGUGGUUGGGGACGUUUGACACCGCGGAGGCAGCUGCCAGAGCAUACGAUGAAGCUGCUCUUCGAUUUAGAGGAAACAAAGCGAAACUGAACUUCCCUGAGAAUGUCACUCUCCGGCAACCUCAGUUUAGUGUUUCGAAUUCUUCCACUUCUCUCGUGUCCAUUUCAACGUCGACGGAUCCAGCUGUGCAUACUCCAUCUUUUCUCCCUUCUCAAGGUGCCACCAACGUUUACGAGUAUUUUCAGCUCUCGGGCUUCCCCACCAACCUCUAUGAUGAUAGAACGCUAGUCACGUCUUCCAUGGCUUCUCAUCUUCACUCUUCUUCCUCCUCCUCUUCUUCUUCUUCUGCCUUUGUAACUUCUUCGCAGGACACUUCACUUUCUUCCUUUUAUUCUACCCAGAUACCACCUUGCCAUUAUAGCUCCAUCUCUUUUGUCUGUAAUUGCAUUGUCGAUCCCGUUCUGAUUCAUUAUUUUUGCUGACGAUGUUUAUGGAGGAAAAUAAAUCGCCAUGUUUGAAAA
Vigna angularis (adzuki bean) is the source of this 1223-nucleotide messenger RNA. Its product is annotated as ethylene-responsive transcription factor ABR1. Gene Ontology annotation, biological process: regulation of DNA-templated transcription; ethylene-activated signaling pathway. Gene Ontology annotation, molecular function: DNA-binding transcription factor activity; DNA binding. NCBI's taxonomy places the organism in Eukaryota, Viridiplantae, Streptophyta, Magnoliopsida, Fabales, Fabaceae. The record is from RefSeq and is a predicted model, not a curated record. The transcript has 3 exons. Bases 231 to 1184 code for a protein of 317 amino acids.